AUGGUCACUCCUGCCGUUAAGCACACCAUCGUGAAGAAGCGUCGCGCUCACUUCAAGCGCCACCAGUCUAACCGCUUCAUGCGUGUUGGUGAGUCCUGGAGAAAGCCCAAGGGUAUUGAUUCUUGCGUCCGCAGACGUUUCAAGGGUCAGGCUCCCAUGCCCAAGAUCGGUUAUGGUUCGGACAAGAAGACCCGUCACUUGUUGCCCAACGGUUUCCGCAAGUUCUCCGUUUCCAACGUCCGUGAAGUUGAAUUGUUGUUGAUGCACAACCGCACCUACGCCGCCGAGAUUGCUCACAAUGUUUCCUCCAAGAAGCGUGUCGCUAUCCUCGAACGUGCUGCUCAGCUUAACGUUAAGGUCAUCAACGCCGGUGCCCGUCUCAGAUCUCAGGAGUAA
Messenger RNA from Radiomyces spectabilis, 396 nucleotides. Its product is annotated as 50S ribosomal protein L32. Gene Ontology annotation, biological process: translation. NCBI's taxonomy places the organism in Eukaryota, Fungi, Mucoromycota, Mucoromycetes, Mucorales, Radiomycetaceae. The coding region runs from base 1 to 396 and encodes 131 amino acids. Gene Ontology annotation, cellular component: ribosome; cytosolic large ribosomal subunit. Gene Ontology annotation, molecular function: structural constituent of ribosome. The transcript has a single exon. The record is from RefSeq and is a predicted model, not a curated record.